AUUUAGGUUUGGUUAUUUCUUUCUGACACUUUUAUUACUAGCUACUUAUUUUAUUAUUAUUAUUAUUUUUUGGUUUUGGAGCUCUAGCCUUGAAUUGAUUAGAUGGUGAGUAAGAGAGAAGCUUGCAGUUGCAGGUCUAAAUCACAAGUCUUAGUUUAAUUUGCUCUAAAUUCAUGGCAGAGACAGAGAAGCAAGUGGUUGUGGAAAUCCCUAUCCCUAUCCCAGGCGAAGAAGAAGAAGAAGAAGAAGUAGUAGAAGAGUCUUCUUCGAAUUCGAAACCCAUUAAAAUAAUAGACGCAUCAGCAAAAGCAAAAGGGUCACCGGAGAUCUGUAGCUGGUACAGUCCCACCAACACAAACACUUCCAAGCCUCCCAAAGUCCCCACCACCACCACCACCACCAAUGUCAAUGACAACCUUACACGCAGACGUUCUCUUGCAAGGUCUGUUUAUUCCAAACCCAAAUCAAGAUUUGGGGAACCAUCUUAUCCUCUAUUAUUAACUCCAAAUGACCACAACAACAACAAGGGUUUGCAUUUCCAAGAACAAUUACAAACUGAGACUUCUCCUAAUAAUUCCUUCAGUAUGGCCACAGCCAUGGCGUCCCCUAAUAAUAAGUCUGCCAGACCUGUCUCCAUCACUCCUAAGACGCCCCUCAUGUCGUCUCCGGGGGAUGAUGAUCAGGAUGAAGAGAUUUACAAGAAAGUUGUUUUGAGUAAAGAGAAGCACAGGAGACUAAAGACUAAGGUUUUGAUUGAGCUAACUGUGUUUGUAUGCAUUUUGGUGUGCCUGGUGGCUAGCUUAACUCUUGAGAGGUUGAAGAAUUUCAUGGUGUGGGGUUUGGAGUUUUGGAAAUGGUUCGUCCUUGUCAUGGUCAUCUUCUCGGGAAUGUUGGUUACCAAAUGGUUUAUGCAUCUGAUUGUGUUCUUGAUUGAAAUGAACUUUUUGCUUAGGAAGAAGGUGCUCUAUUUUGUUCAUGGAUUGAAGAAGAGUGUUCAAGUCUUUAUUUGGUUGGGAUUGGUUCUUCUUACAUGGGUAUUUCUCUUCAAUGGCGGGGUUCAGCGGUCGAAGAUUGCCACCAAGAUUUUGGAUUAUGUGACAUGGACUCUUGUUUCCCUUCUCAUUGGGGCGUUUUUAUGGCUAUUAAAGACAUUAUUGCUGAAGAUCUUAGCGUCCAAGUUCCAUGUGAACACCUUCUUUGAUCGAAUUCAGGAAUCAAUCUUCCAUCAGUAUGUUUUGCAGACCCUUUCGGGGCCUCCGCUGAUAUUGGAGGCUGAGAGGGUUGGGAGAUCACCGAGCACUGGUCAAUUGAGUUUUAGGAGUACGAAGAACAAGAAAAAUAGCAAAGGUGGGAAGGAGAAAGAGGUAAUUGAUAUGGCAAAGCUUCAUAAGAUGAAACAAGAGAAGGUUUCUGCUUGGACAAUGAAGGUGUUGGUUGAUGCAGUGAUGAGUUCAGGGCUGUCGACAAUCUCAAAUGCACUAGAUGAAAGUGUUGAUGAUGGAGGUGGUGAGCAGAUGGAUAAGGAGAUUACAAAUGAGAUGGAAGCAACUGCCGCCGCCUAUCACAUUUUCAUGAAUGUUGCUGAGUCUGGUUCCAAGUACAUAGAUGAGUACGACUUCCUGAGAUUCAUGAUCAAGGAAGAAGUGGAUCUUGUGUUUCCACUGUUUGAAGGAGCAGAUACAGGAAGGAUUGACAGAAAAGCUCUUACAUAUUGGGUGGUGAAGAUCUACAAGGGCCGCAAAGCACUAGCACAUGCUCUAAAUGAUACAAAAACCGCUGUGAAGCAGUUAAACAAACUCGUAACUGUGAUCCUGAUUGUUGUGACUGUUAUCGUGUGGCUUCUCUUGAUGGAAAUUGCAACAACAAAAGUUCUUGUCUUCUUCUCAUCACAGCUUGUCGUGGCAGCUUUUAUGUUUGGAAAUACCUGCAAGACUAUAUUUGAAGCUAUUAUAUUUGUAUUUGUAAUGCAUCCAUUUGACGUUGGUGAUCGCUGUGUCAUUGAUGGUGUUCAGAUGAUGGUUGAAGAGAUGAACAUCUUAACAACAGUCUUCCUGAAACUCAAUAAUGAAAAGGUGUACUAUCCAAAUUCAGUUUUGGCCACAAAACCCAUCAGUAAUUACUAUAGAAGCCCUGAUAUGGGGGAUUAUGUUCAAUUCUCAAUUGAUUUUGUGACACCAAUAGAGAGGAUUGGGAUGCUGAAAGAUAAAAUAAAGACGUACCUGGAGAAAAAUCCACAACACUGGCAUCCUAACCACAAUGUGUUGGUGAAGGAGAUUGAAAAUGUGAAUAAGAUAAAGAUGGGUCUCUACGUCUUUCACACAAUGAACUUUCAAGAUUUUGGAGAGAAGAACAGGCGAAGAACUGAAUUAGUUAUUGAAAUUAAGAAAAUAUUUGAAGAGCUUAAUAUCAGAUACAAUCUCCUGCCCCAAGAUGUUCAUCUUCUCCAUAUUGGGUCCGAAACAACAAAUGCAGCCAACAAAUGAUUAUUGCUCAUUGCUUCAUAUGCCUUUGAUAAUCUGCAAGUAUGUUCCUGUUCUUCCUCUCCCUUCUGAUGAGAUGAACUAGGUUUUUUGAGAUUAUCAUGUCAGUUUGCCAUUUCAGCCCACAUUAUGUUAGAGUUUCAAUUCAGAUCUACAUUAGAUAUCUGGGACUUGAGUCACCAGCUUUCCAUUUGCAUCCCAUUGCCACUGCUUCCAAUUAUUCUAAAUCCAUGGUUUUUUUAAUGUGAAUAUUCAUAUACACAAACAAGCUGAGCAUAGUCUAACCCUGGGCUAGUAGAGCUGGGUUUGGUCAAGUUUAUAUAGAUUCCAAGCUAGAAUCAAACUUUGCAAUACCACAAAACUUUUCUCACUUGACUUGACCUGGCUUGUUUUAUCUGACAAGCCUGUGACUGAAUCUCAAAUUUGAGCUCAUGCUUGAGCCUGGCACAAGCAAAGCAUAUGUUAAAUUAUUAGCUUAAUAUAGUCAUAUGAAGGCUGAUGCAUCAAACCGGCUGAUCUCAAGCUCAAGUUCAUUAAUUACAUAAACCUCAUUCAAGCUUGAGCUCAUCUCAUCUAUUAAAUCAUUUGAGUUACGCAACGACAAGCCUCCAACUGACUUGAGCUGAAGUGGCUGGCUAGUGGCAUGGCUCAUCUGAGGCCUUACUAAUCCGUAUUAUGAAAAGCCCUUGCUCACUCUGGAUUUAGAAUUAAUGUUGAAAUUUCUGCAGGAUACUUUUUUUUUUUUUUUUUGAGGAAAGCUGCAGGAUACAUUUUACAUUUUAUUCAAGGCCAUUGUGGACCUUCUGUUUGGAUAGGACCUCUUCAAACAAGGUAUUGGGUAAACAGUAAGGAGUAGAAUUACUGGAACAGAUCACUGUAUAUAUAUUUUUUAGCUCGAAGUCAAUGUAGUCUCGAAAGUUGCUGGACA
Messenger RNA from Quercus robur (English oak), 3408 nucleotides. RefSeq names its product mechanosensitive ion channel protein 10-like. Gene Ontology annotation, cellular component: plasma membrane. The transcript is spliced from 5 exons. NCBI's taxonomy places the organism in Eukaryota, Viridiplantae, Streptophyta, Magnoliopsida, Fagales, Fagaceae. Gene Ontology annotation, molecular function: mechanosensitive monoatomic ion channel activity. The record is from RefSeq and is a predicted model, not a curated record. The coding region runs from base 174 to 2483 and encodes 769 amino acids. Gene Ontology annotation, biological process: detection of mechanical stimulus; monoatomic anion transport; transmembrane transport.